AUGGACAGGAAAAUCAAUUUCAGACACAAAGUCGACCUGCUGGAGCACGUGCUCCUUGAUGAAAAUGCAGAGCCAACAUAUGUAUCGUUAUCACUUUUAGAAGAUAUCACAAACUGUUUCUCCGAUCAUCAGGAAACUGGGGGUGGUGGGUUUGCAGUGGUUUAUAAGGGAAGAGUGGGGAAAGGGCUGGUCGCUGUGAAGAAGUUGUCCAGAACGUUUGAUUUGCCUGAGCGUAAAUUCCAAGAAGAGGUUAAGUGUCUCAUGAAGGUCAAGCACAAAAAUAUUGUGCGUUUCCUGGGAUAUUGUUCUGAAACGUGUGGGAGGCCUGCGGACAAUGAGGGGAAGUUUGUCAUGGCAGAUGUACGGAACUGGUUACUAUGUUUUGAGUAUGUACCGAACGGAAGUCUUGAUAAGUAUAUUACAGAUGCAUCUUGCGGACUUGAAUGGAGGCGACGCUAUAUGAUUAUCAAGGGAAUAUGUGAGGGCUUGCUUCAUCUUCAUGAGAAACGCAUUCUCCACUCAAAUCUGAAGCCUGGUAAUAUAUUGGUAGAUGAUCACAUGGUACCCAAAAUUGCUGAUUUUGGCCUCUCGAGGUGCCUUGAUAAUGAGCAAACUAGGGCUUAUACUUCUCACAUAUUCGGAUCGAUGGGAUAUUUUGCACCAGAAUCAUUCAUAGGGGAAUUCACGUUUGCGUCAGACAUAUAUAGCCUCGGUGUUAUCAUCGUGGAGAUACUGACGGGAGAGAAGGGGUAUGCAGAAGAUGAUGAUGUAGUUAAUGCUUGGAUGAAUCGGUUGGAGGGAUCAGAUCAAUGGGAGACACAGUUGCAAGAAGUAAGGGUAUGCAUUCAAAUAGGGAUAGAGUGCAUGGAUCCAAACCCAAAGAAGAGACCAGUUGCACACCAUAUAAUCAACAGACUUGAUAAAAUUGCAAAACUUAAAUCCGAUUACCUUGGAAAGGACAUGAAGGAACAUGCUGAAACAGGACUUGUGCAAUACGUUGCAACACCUAGAGAAGAAGCUCCGGUAACCAACGGUCACUAUGGGGAUCGCAGGAUUCAAAGCAAAAUGUCAUCCCACAAGGUGCAAGCAUUUCUAGCUCAAACUCUGGUUUGCUCUACAAGUUGA
Messenger RNA from Triticum turgidum subsp. durum (durum wheat), 1125 nucleotides. The record is from the annotation of a GenBank genome assembly. NCBI's taxonomy places the organism in Eukaryota, Viridiplantae, Streptophyta, Magnoliopsida, Poales, Poaceae.